Messenger RNA from Cyanistes caeruleus (blue tit), 3938 nucleotides. The record is from RefSeq and is a predicted model, not a curated record. NCBI's taxonomy places the organism in Eukaryota, Metazoa, Chordata, Aves, Passeriformes, Paridae.
AUGGGGCCUAUACCCAGAAGUGGUGGUGUUGACACUUCUGAGAAUUCAUCAGCACUCUACGUUGUAAAUGUUGAAAGAAAUGGAAAAGUUAUUUAUACCUGGAAGGGAAAUCAGAGAAGCACUCACAUUGGAUUGUAUGAUCUUCAAACUAAACAAAAUGAGCACCUCUAUAUGUUUGAGAAGAAUUUGCACAUAAUAAGUUGUUCAAUCAACAAUGAAAGGACCUUAUUGGCAGUCAGCUUCUGUCAAUAUACAGAGGAAGAAAAAGCAAGUCAGCUCUUACAGUCAGUAUCCAAGUACUUAACCUUGCUAAUUGAAAUUCAUCCCAUUAAUAAUGUGAGAGUCCUAAAGGCUGUGGAUAGCUGUGUUCGAGUACAGUUUCUUUAUCCAGUUGAAGGCAGAAAUGCUUCUAGAGAAAGUCGUCUCUUGCUAGUUUCAGAAGAUAAAUAUAUUGAACACUUUGACAUUCAUGUUGUUGCAGAAGAAGAACACAAAGUGGUGAUUCAAAAGUCAGGUCAGCUUCCAAGAGCCAAAGUUGUAGAUGACCUCGUUUGGGCACAGUGGGAUAUGAUGGAGCAAAGACUCUUCUACAUUGUUCCAAAGGAAUCAAAGAGUACUUUAAGGUGUGUCCAGUUUUAUCCCGAUGAAAAUUUUAACUCAAUUCUGGAAUCACACCUGGAUAUUGCUGUAAAUGACACACAAUUAAAACUUGUGAAUUUUGGAUAUGAUUACUGUCAAGAUCAAGAUGUUGCAUCUAAAUCUUUGAACCUUCAGGUCUUCACAAGUAAAGCAGCCAGACUUUCCGGCAUGCUGAGCACAGACAUCAAUGAAAUCUGUGGGAGCUUGCAGGUGGAUUGUAACAAAUUAUGUUUAUUGUUUGAGGUUUUUAAAGUUUUAUGUUUUUUCCCCCCAGGUUACAACAAAACUUUUACAGUUUCUCUAGAAAGAACAGAAUCUCAUGAAUUGAAGGAAGUGGCUUUUAUGAAUCUUGACUAUUACGUGGCUGCUUAUUUGCCUGGCCAGUUCCUGCACCUCCUGAACGUUCAACAUCCUGACCUGCUGUGCUAUAGUUUAUUUCUGACAGGUGAGAAUGCAAGAAUUGACACACUACAAAACUGUUCCAUCCGGUCCCCAUGGGUGUCAACAGUCCUGGCCUGUGAUGCAGGAAGUCUGUACAAUGUGAGCAUCAGUGACAGUGCCUUGCUGCAGUUCCUACAGAAGAGCAAACGAGACUGUGAGAGACUGGCAGCUCUGCAUUGUGCCCUGCUCUACUUCCAACACACAGAAGACUUGGAAAUGCAGAUUAUUCGAUGGAUUUCUGAGAACCUGUCAACAUGUCAUUCUUUUGACCCCAUUCAAGAAUUUAUCAUUGCCUCCCUGUACUGCAGAAUGUGUCCAGAAAUUCAGAACCUGGAUAAACUCUUGCCCUACACAUCACUGCAUGACUGGAUUGGGGUUGUCCCUGGAGUAAUAUGUGCCACAGACAUUAUUUCUCUACCUGUGUUGGAGUUCCAAAACUCCAAAGGUUUCUGGGAGAAACUCAACUCAAACUUGGAGAGUGUGAAGUAUGCAGAGCCACACUUGCACUACCACAGUAACGCGCUCAGGAGGGAAUGGCGAAACCUUUCGGAAGAGAGAGAGGAGAGAAGAGCCACAGCAUAUUUGAGGAAUAUUUUUGAAAAUGCCAAAAAGGUGCUUUCUCAUCUGGACACUUGGGACUCUGAGGCAAGGCUGGUACCUCUGUUUGAAGAGGAGGAUUAUCAGCAGCAGUUGCUCAUGGGACUGAUGGUUGUUCAGCUGAAGGAUCACCUUAUGAGACAUCUACAAUAUGUUGGAAAAAAGAAGAUUGACCAAAUAGUUUUGGAUUACGUUGCAAACCUGCUGAAUCUGGUGCAUCGAAUAAUGAAAGAAGUGUGGCGGAGAUACCAGCUUCAUUCCUGUAUCUUCUGCUUUGAUGAGAGAGGAACUGCAGGAGAAUUUGCGGUGUUCCACAUCAUGAGUCGGAUUUUGGAAGCAGCAAAUGGCAUGUGCAUACCUUUACCUCCUGGGUUUCACACUCUGCACCUGGGUCUUGGUGUUCGAUGUCUCCCUCUGCACACCCUCCUGCACUAUAUUGACAAUGGGAUCUUGCAAUUGACAGAAACAUGUGUCAGGAAAUUGCUGAAAGAUCUGGAUGACACUGAACAGAAUGAAAAGCUGAAGUUUAGUAUUGUCAUGAGGCUUCCAGAGGCUCUUGGUCAAAAGGUCUGCCAGUACUGGAAUCAUCCGAUAAAUGCAAACUUAAUAGCACGGAAAUAUGUGAAACUUUUGCUUGGGAAGCUGGGAAACAGACAGUGCAGCAGGCCUAUCCCUGAGAGACUCUCCAUCCCCGUGGAGUUUUUGCCACUGAACUACCUGACUAACAUGCUGGCAGAGAUAGAGAAUCAAGGUGUGCAUCCAUAUGAGAAACAAGACCAUGUAAAUGCAAGAUUUGUAGAGGAAACAGCACUCAAGCACACUAUGACACUCCUGGGUCUCAAAUAUUCCUGAAAUAACAUGCUGUUGAAGAAGGCUGUCAAACUGUGGUGCCUCUGUAAAAGUAUUUAUUUAAAUGCAAUGUUGCUUCUCAAGUAACUUGCAAUGUUGGGUAGUCACCAGUACUGACAUGAGCUACUCAAAACAGUGUUUGGCCCAACAGACUGAGGUUGAAAUUAUUAACUUCUAGAUAAAUCCUAGAGAAAUGCAUUUGACAUAACCCCAGGUUUGAAAUAUGUCUGUGGGUUCAUUUUGAAGUGGUCAAGGAAGUGGAACAACAGUGGGUGUCAAAACAUGCUGUGAAAAUCGGUAUAAAUAUCACUUCUUUUAACAAGACAAUGCUGGAAGAGGCUGUCCAGUUGUACAGUAACAAUAACCAGUAACUGUUUACUUGGAUUAAUGAAAGGAUUUCUAGGUGUGAUUGUGUAAAGCAGGUAAGAAUAACAAAUUACUUUUUAUGUCAGGCAUGAGUAAAGAGGUAUUCAUUCCUUGUGGUGGUAUCAGUUAUCUUAUGGUACUUCUGCUUCUAAAGCUGCAUUCUAAUAUUUUCAGUUUUGUUAUUAGCACGAAAUAUAAUCUGCUUAAAGUGCAUGUGACAGAUUUUGUUGGGGGUUUGUAGAGUUUUUUUGUUGUUUUUUAAAGAUGUGUAUAAUAUAUUGUAAGUAAUAUAGGAUAAGAAAAAAGUUUUAGAAAUUGAUCUUAACAGUGGCUUGGACAGAGUUUUACAUAAUUCUUACAGCUUCUAGUGUUACAGUUCAAAUUUCAGCUUCAGAAAGAAAUCAGGCAGGCUGUUUUUCCUUUGUUUUCAACUUCUGUUUGUAUGUAACUGAGCCAAUAUUGUUUGCUCUUUUAAGUUCUGAACUGUGAUAUUAAUUUAAAAUGGUAAUAGCAUUUUGCUACACAGAGAAAAUUCCCAAGUUGUCCCAUGCAGGAUUUCUGCAGCCUUUAUUGGAUUAAAAAAAAAAACUCUACAAAAUUCCAGAUUAUUAAACUAGAGAAACUCCUCAAAAUUUAAUAUAUUUGGGAGGUUUUCAAAACAACCUCUGAUAUUCUCUCUGAGUAGUUUCCAUUGAUGCUCCCUUGUUCCUUAUAAAUGAAAUAAAAAGAUCCAGUUCCAGGGAGUGAUGUGGCAAGUUCAUGGUCACCCCCUUGUCAUUGCCAUCAGUGAAGCUUUAGCAUUCUCAGUGACUGCAUAGUGAGAAGGAAUAUUUGUCUUAAUAUAAUUAGAAUUUCUCUGUCAAGAAUUUCUGUCUAGGACUCCAGUCCCACACUGCAGAAAGCCAUGUUGAUGUGUGUGUGUGUUUAAGUGAUGGCCGCUUUGUAUUAUAUUAAUAACAGGAGAAGAUUUUCUAGCCUUUUCUUUUUAAUGAAUGUAUUAUAACAUACCUUCAGAUGCAAUAAAACUUCACCUGGAAAAAAAAAAA